Messenger RNA from Penicillium verhagenii, 1245 nucleotides. RefSeq names its product FAD/NAD(P)-binding domain-containing protein. The record is from RefSeq and is a predicted model, not a curated record. The coding region runs from base 1 to 1245 and encodes 414 amino acids. Lineage: Eukaryota; Fungi; Ascomycota; Eurotiomycetes; Eurotiales; Aspergillaceae. The transcript has 2 exons. Gene Ontology annotation, molecular function: FAD binding; monooxygenase activity.
AUGUCUUCCCCGCCUAUAGUCCUCAUUAUUGGCUGUGGUGUCGCCGGCCCUGUCCUAUCAAUCCUUCUCAAGAAAAAGGGAUAUCAGCCAAUUGUCUUCGAAAAAGUUCGCGCCCUCGGUGAGGCCGGAGCAUCUCUAAUGCUCAAUCCAAAUGGCUUGAAAGUCUUGAAUCUGCUUGGCAGCCCCGAGCAGCUGUUUAAAGAUACUGAGAUCCUACCGUUAUCCGAUUACUGGCAUGGAACGACAUCAGGCGAGACACUAGCACAUGUUGACCUGCCUGCCAAAUUUGUCGCCAGAUACGGCCAGCCGGCAUUAGGCAUCAGGCGAACGACAUUGAACCUUCAGCUGAAAGAGAUGGCCUUGAAGGCAGACAUCGAAAUCCACGAGGGACAUGAACUAGUCGGAAUCGAUGAAAGCGAAGAUUCCGUCACGGCACAUUUUAGCAACGGGAAAUCGGCGACUGGUUUAUUUCUUGUUGGUUGUGACGGGAUAAAGGCAGCAUCUCGACGCAUUUUGCUCCAAAGAUCCGGGGUUAAGGAAGGGCCACCCGUGUUCACCGGAUUAACGCAAACCGGCGGUAUCUCAAAGACUCCGCGCGCGCUGGCAGAGAAAGUCGGCACCAUGUCUAACUGGUAUGGAAGCGGAGUGCAUAUGAUUGCUUAUCCAGUGUCGACGACGCAUACGUCGUGGGCGGUUACAUUGCCCCGGUCGGACGAACAGCAGGAGACGUGGAAAAUGGCCACAGGAGAGCAAUUGGAAGCGCAAAAACGAUUUUUGGAAUCCAAGUUGGAGGGAUCUGAGCCAGUCCUUUUAGACUUGGUGAGAGGGCUGGAGCGGAUUCUCUCGUUUGGACUCUUUGAUCGCGCAGAACUGGGCAUAGAAAAUUGGUUCACAAACCGCUGUGUGUUGGUUGGCGAUGCGGCACACCCGACCAGUCCGCACUUGGGGCAAGGUGCGAAUCAGGCACUAGAGGAUUGCUAUCAUCUCAGCCGCUUGCUUCCAAAUAUAGAUGAAGUCUGUGAAGAGAAGGAUGCAAGCCUGUCUGGUAUUUUCGAAGAGUUUGCACGACUUCGACAGCCACGAACCUCGGCCCUGGUAAAAGGUGCUAGGAGAAAAGGAGAGGAAAGAGUUGUGGUCGGGGGUGCGGAGCUUUGUCGACAACGUGAUGCCCAGAUUACCGCUGCUUUCAGCAAUCCAGAGGCGGUCCUGAGAGGGCUUGAUGCCUUGUAUGGAGAACCCUUUUAG